Molecule: messenger RNA, 2840 nt
Organism: Schistocerca americana (American grasshopper)
Lineage: Eukaryota; Metazoa; Arthropoda; Insecta; Orthoptera; Acrididae
Exons: 14
Coding region: 114-2840 (908 amino acids)
Source: RefSeq, a predicted model, not a curated record
CAGAGUGGCUGAGCGAGUGCCCAGUUGGCCACCUCGGAGGCCGCAGCUCUUCGCUCACCUGUCAGCAGCGGACAGCCGACCCCGCGUUUGUUUGGUCGCCGCCACGUUGUGCCAUGGGCACCGGCGCCAGCCGAGGCGAGGGUGGCGUUGGUGGCGUCUCCAGCAGCGGCGACCUGCGCCUGCCUGGAGUCCAGCUGCGCUUCUCCAGGCCACAGCUGCGGGCCGCCGGGUGCCUGCUGGAGGACAUGCGCCGCCAGGACCCAGCGCACGGGGAGAGGCUGUCCUCCGGGGUGACGGUGCUGGUGGAGCGGCUGGUGCAGCGGCUGGUGGCGGGCGCCGGCAGUCUGGAUCCGCGGUUCGCCGCUCGCUUCCUCGCCACCUUCGACACGGCCACGCAGCGAGCUCAGGGCGCGGGCCGCGGCCGCUGCGAGUACCUGGUGCGCCUGGACGCGCUGUCGUGGCCGCCGCCGUACCCGCCGCGCGAAGAGGAGGAGGGGGAGGGAGAGGCGGAGGGGGAGGCGCAGGCGACGCCGCCGUGCCGGCCGGAGGCGGGCGCCGCGACGCCCGCGGGCUUCGUGCGGCUGCGGCUGCAGGGCUCCGCGCGGCGCCGCUGGGCCGACCUCGCCAGCGCCGACGGCUUCCUGAGGAGGGACCGCGUGCAGGAGCGUUUCGUGGGGUUGCUGGCGCGCGCCGCUGCCAGGGGGCCGGAGCCGUCGCGGCCCGCCGCCGUCGACGAGUCUCGCCUCUGCGGCUGCCCUGGCAAGCUGGUGGACGUGGGCGCGCUGCACGCCCUGGCUCACACGCCGCCCCGCCAGCAGCUGUACUACGGCGCAGAGGACUGCAGUCAGAGUCGUUUCCCGGAGCCACGUGACUUCCGGAUCGCAAUCGUAGAGGGCGCGCCGGAGGUGCGGCUGCGCGUCGGCCUGGAGCAGCUGGGCCACGGCGCAUGCGCGGCCGAUGUGGAGGUACGGUUGCUGCUCGCCGUGGGAUUCCCUGGCUGGCCGGCCACGGCGGCGGCCGACGGCCGGGACUUCCCCCAUCGGGUCUCGCUGGCCCAUCCCGACUGCUUGGUCUACCUGGAGGCCGCCACCACGGGCUUCUAUGCGGUGCCAGGCCCGCCGCACCCGUCACUGCGCUGCGAGGAGCGCUCCACCGUGUGGCAGCUGCGGGUGCCAGCUGCGGAGCUGUCGCUCAGCUGCCACUACGCCCCACGCAGCGCCCCUGGCUGCGCCCUCGCAGCUGCAGAGGCCGUGCUGCGACACCUCAGGGCCAGGCUGCCGCACAUGUCGCUGCGCGUGGCCAGCCGGCCCAUGCUGCGCUGCCUGCUGCUGCGGCUGCUGGAGGCGGACGCCGGCGACUGGCCCCUGGGCGAGUGGCCGCGCGCGGCGCUGCGCCUGCUGGACGCGCUGGCCGGCGCGCUGUCGUCGCGGCGCCUGCCCUGCUUCUUCCUGCCCGGCCUGGACCUGCUGCUGCACGCGCCCUGGGCGGGGGGCGGCGCCGCCGCGGCCGCCCUGUGCGAGGAGGACUGCCAGCAGGACGCCGACGUGCUGCGCGCCUUCCUGCACCAGCUGCACGCCGAGGCGCGGCUGGCGGCUGCAGCCGACGACGACGCGGACGACGACUGCUCGUGGGAGGAGCGCGUGGAGGCGGUGCUGGCGCGCGGCUGGCUGUGGGUGCAGCGCUCUCUGGGGCCCCCGCCGCCCCGGCGCCGCCACGCCGCCGACCACUACUCGGCGCGCCAGCUGGACUACAUCGCGCUGCUGCUCAGGCACCUGCUGCGCGCCCACCAGCUGCUCGUCCACGCGGAUGGCCGGCUGCCCGGAGAGCAGCGAGACUGCGGGGGGCGGGAGAGCGUGGCGGCGGGUGCCUCCGACCCGCGCGAGGAGCUGUCCUUCCUGGUGUGCACCGUGGCGCGGCAGGCCCGCCGGCUGGCCGGCGGCGCAGCGGACGAGGCGAGUCUGGCGGCGCUGGCGGAGCAGGUGCGCCGUCGCGACGCCGCGGGCGACCUGCGCGACGACGCCGUCAUGGUGCGCGAGGUGCUGCGCUGGCUGCACCGGGCGCAGCCAGAGUCCUCACUGCGGCCCUACUUGCAGCGGCUCUUCCUCACCUCCAGCCGCAACGCCUGGCUGCUGCCACAGUGGCGCCGCCGGUGUGCUGAGCUGGAACGACGCUCGCUCCGCACCUUCUGUGCACAGGUGUGCACGGAGCCGGCAGCGGAUGCCGGGGCGGUGCUGCGGCUGGAGGCGAGCCGGGGGCGGCGGUGGGCGGCCGAAGCGGCGGGGGCGGCGCGCGCGCUCUCCGCCGGCGUCACGGCGGGGCUUCCCCUGGGAGCAGGGGAAGGGUUGUGGCAGAGUACGGGGAGGCCCGCCUCGCCACGCACCUCGCCGCAGCGCGCCCGCCUGGAGGCUCCGCGUGACGUCACGACGAGUGGCUGGAGCGGGCGGCAUCGACCCGGCGCUGGAGCCGCAAAAUUUCAUUACGGGCUGCCCGGCCGCACCGCGCCAUUGUGCGGUGCGGCAGUCAGCGGGUCGGUGGGCCAGCGGGCGCCGCCCCUGGGGGCUGACAUGACGAGAGCGCUCGCGUUGUGUCGUGCAGGAGAGCAGGGCUACGAGGAGGUGUGGCGCCUUCUGCAGCCGGGGGCCGGCCCAGUGGAGGCGGCGUGGUGGACGGCGGGGGCGAUGGGUGCAGCGGGGGCGGCGCCGCUGCACUGCCGGCUGCGCGAUGCCAGCGCCUUCUCGCGGCUGGAGGAGCGGCGCCGGCGCUACGGCUUCCAGCGCGGCCUCGGGGACCUGCUGCCCGCCCUGCUCGACCUGCGCAAGUUCUCGGUGAGUCAUCAGUGA